AUGGUCAUCCCAAAAUCUAUCAUCUCCAUUUGGGACUCUUUUAAACCCUCAUCAUGUCGGCCACAAACAACGGAGAAGCAGCUGGUGAUCUUACCACCACCAACACCAGCAGCAACAACAACACAGACAACCAUGUACCAGCAGCUGGCUCUGGCGCCGGGAGUUUGGGCCGUGGCGGUAGCAGAGGAGGACGACGACGACGACAAGGACGAAGACAAGGGCGGCCGGCACCCUGGAAAGAUGACUAACACUUUCACAGUGGAUCGAAGAAUUCGCGGCGGCGUGGUCACUGUCCCAACCAUUGCGGGGCAUAACAACGACGGGACAUUGUCCUGUAAACAACUAAGAGAAGCUCUAAAGAUGGGCACCGUGACCCCAGAAGAGUUGAUUAUGCAAAACCAGCGGCACCAAGCUCAGCAACAGCAACAGCAUCAACAUCAGCAUCAACAAGAAGCUGCGAAAGAAGAAGAGCCAGAGAUGGUAGAGCUGCAGGAGCAGCUUGAAGAGCUCCAACUAGAGCCGGAAGAAGAAGAGGAAGUACGGGAUGAUCUUUUGUCAAUUGCUUCGUUAAAUCUUAGUUAA
Molecule: messenger RNA, 582 nt
Organism: Trichoderma harzianum CBS 226.95
Lineage: Eukaryota; Fungi; Ascomycota; Sordariomycetes; Hypocreales; Hypocreaceae
Exons: 6
Coding region: 1-582 (193 amino acids)
Source: RefSeq, a predicted model, not a curated record